AAGAAAAAUCAAUGAUCGAUAUUCACAUUUAAUGAGACUACUACAAGAUCAACAAACAUGAAGCCGGGUGACUGCAGCGAUGUCGAAAAGUUGCUCUUCGACAGAGUUCAAGAGGGAAAUGUAUCUGAGGUAAAGAGACUCUUAGGAGAACCCAAGGUGCGGGUUGAUUGCAUUGAUGAGAGUGGCAUGACAAUGUUGCAACAUGCAGCAUUCAAAGGUCGCCUUGACCUGGUUGAACUUCUGUUGUCCCAGGGUGCUGAUGUCAACAGUAACUACCAUGACAACCAAUACAGCACUUUGACAUUUGGGGCUCUCUCAGGCAAUGCUGAUGUAGUGAAGGCCCUAUUGAUAGCUGGAGCUGACACAAAAACAAAGAACUCAGUUGGAAGAACAGCUGCCCAGAUGGCUGGUUUUACUGGUCAACAUCAUGUUGUAGCAACAAUCAACAACUAUUUCCCUAUUGAUUAUCUUGAGCCAUACAUUAAAAUACAAGGUCUUGAUAAAGAGCCUCGCCUGCCACCGCAUUUAGCUCCUUUGCUUCACAAGAUGAUGCUAUUCACCAAUCUGCAUCCUGUACAUAUAUCUAGAUACCUGAAGCAAACCCCUGUACUACUUGAUGAGGCUUAUAAGAUUGCUAAAGUGCUAGACCUUUUGUGUGAAAAGAGUAUGAAGGCUGCUGACACCAAUGAUGUGAUGGCCAUCAAGUCCCAUUAUCUGGCAUGCGUCAUUCGACAGUGUGACAAGGCAAGAACUGAAAGGGGAGAUACAAAUCUGGAUACUUGGAUUAAAAGUUUAAUACGCUGUCGGGAAGGAGAUAUGUGUAAUGAGUAUAUGGAAAAGUUUAUUAGAUCAACAAUGCGGGAUUUUCCAUAUACUCAGUCAGAAUUGCUUCAGACAAUGGUGCGAAACCUUGCAGCAGUUCCUGUGGGAGGUAACCCUACAGGAUUCAGUAUCCUCAUGUCUGCUGUGAAUGGCCAGCAAUAUGCCCCUACUGAAGACACAGCCUGUGAUACAUGCGGAGAGCCUCAUGCGGAGAAGAAAUGUUCUGCCUGUAAAUAUGUCCACUAUUGUAAUGCUGAGUGUCAAAAACUGCAGUGGUUCACACAUAAAAAGUUCUGCAAACAUUUAGGAGAGGUGCAGAAAAAGUACACAAAACAAGAAGAGGAGAGGAUGGAAAGAGAGAAGCGGGAGCAAGAAAUUGCUAAAUCCAAGCAGAUCAAAAAUAUUCAGAUGGCAGAAAAGGACCCUGAAAACAUAAAAGACUCUAAUGAAGUAACACCUGAAGCUGAUUCAAAGACUGACAAUCCAUCUGAAGUCAUUGAAUCUUGAAUUUGGUGCAGAAAUCGUCAAUGGAAGGACCAUCACUGAUCUAAAUGACAGCAAUCCUGUUUGGGUUCCUAUUUGGCAGGCAAACGUACACAAUCAGUCAUCAUGUGGCCAGAUUCAGUGAAUCUCAUUGGAUAAUAAAUAAUGAAUAGAAGUACCAUUCAAGUGCAAAAAUUACACAUCAACUAUUAUAUAUUGUUUAUUAUUUAUUUUGUUGUCAUAAUUUAAUUGGUAUAACCAAAUAUUUUAAAGUAAAUAAUACAUAUGUCAUGAAAGGUCAAUAUCUCUGAACAUCAACUUUUUGACAAUUUAAUCAAUUUUGACGUAUAGCAAUACUUUCUAUGGGCUCAGUGUAAUAGUUCUGUCUCAUUGUUUCAUUUGUUUGUUUUUUACGUUGUUCCAAUGUCUCAAUGUUUAAAAUAUGUUGUCAAUAAUCGUCAAGGCAAUUGUUGCAGUUUCUCAUCAUGUUGUCAAUAAUCGUCAAGGCAAUUGUUGCAGUUUCUCAUCAUGUUGUCACCUGAUAUUGUUUGUCCACAUCUAGGCUUUAUGUCAAUCGCUCAACUUAUAUUUGUUAUUAUAGUAAUAAUGUUAUGUGUUAAGAAACAAAACAAUAAAUUCAUAUGAAAAUA
Messenger RNA from Owenia fusiformis, 1955 nucleotides. Lineage: Eukaryota; Metazoa; Annelida; Polychaeta; Sabellida; Oweniidae. The record is from the annotation of a GenBank genome assembly.